This is a messenger RNA of Brassica napus (rape), 2189 nucleotides long. Its product is annotated as exocyst complex component EXO70H1-like. NCBI's taxonomy places the organism in Eukaryota, Viridiplantae, Streptophyta, Magnoliopsida, Brassicales, Brassicaceae. Gene Ontology annotation, cellular component: exocyst. Gene Ontology annotation, biological process: exocytosis. The transcript has a single exon. The record is from RefSeq and is a predicted model, not a curated record. Bases 160 to 2007 code for a protein of 615 amino acids. Gene Ontology annotation, molecular function: phosphatidylinositol-4,5-bisphosphate binding.
AUAUACAUAUUCCUCUUUAUAUAUACCUCUACUGCUUUGCUUGGAUUACAAACAACAAACCAGAAGUUUAUUUUUCUGUUGAGUAACAAAAAAAAACAAAAGUAUUCUCUUCACACGAAUACAGAGAGUCUUCGAAACGAAAUAAACAGAGUUUCAAGAAUGGGGAAACAAUUGUUCCGAUCAUCUCCUCCACCGGAGAAACAGCCAGCUCACCAAUCGCUCGCCGAGUCAGCUGUACAGGAGUGUACGAGCAGCAUCAACACCGUCAUAUCCAAAUGGACUUCUUCUUCGGACGAGUUCCUCUUUUCCACCAACAGUCGCCGCGAAGCAGAGGAGUUCGUUGAAGCCGUUAAACAUUUACAGAGCACCAUGCACCGUUUGGUUUCCGUCAACGCGUCCUCGGAUAAGCUCGUGUACGCUCACAAUCUGAUGCAGUCCGCGAUGAAGCUUCUCGAAUCCGAGUUUCGCCGCGUGUUGAACGCUAACCGCGACUAUCUCGACCCCGAAAGCGUCUCGGUACGGUCGUCUUACAGAUCGUCAAGAUUCAGCACUUCCACCACGACUAGCGUCUCCGACUCCGAAGACGAAAUCUCCUACGAGGAAAACCAAGACGAUCAUAGAUUCUCCGGCCAAGACUCAGACGCCAUGGACGAUCUAAAAACCAUCGCGGACUGUAUGAUCUCCACGGGGUACGCCAAGGAAUGCGUAACGGUCUACAAAACCGUGAGAAAAUCAAUAGUGGAGGAGACGCUAAACAACUUGGCGGUGGAGAGACUCACUCUCCAUCAGGUUCAGAAGAUGGACUGGGAGACUCUCGAGUCCAAGAUCAGGUCGUGGCUUCGAGCCGCGAAGCUAACAGUUCGGUCCCUCUUUUUCGGAGAGAGGCUUCUCGCCGACCAUGUCUUCUCCUCCUCCGUCAACAUAGUCGAGUCCUCCUUCACGGACAUCACGCAAGAAGGAGCUUUAACGCUCUUCGCCUUCCCGGAAAACGCCGCCAAGAUCAAGAAACUCUCGCCGGAGAAGAUGUUCCGGUUCUUGGACAUGUACGAAACGCUCGCGAGUCUCUACGUCGAGAUCGAAACCAUCUUCUACUUCGACUCAGCCGCCGCCGUUAGGUCUCAGGUGAUCAGCUCGUUAACGAGACUGGGCGACGCCGCGAGGACGAUGAUGACGGCGUUCGAGACGGCGAUUCAGAAGGAAACGUCUAGAACGCCGGUCACCGGCGGGGGCAUUCAUCCUCUCACUCGCUACGUCAUGAACUACCUCUCGUUCCUCGUAGAUUACAGCGAGUCUAUCGCUGUAAUCUUCGAGAACUGGCAGCCGAGCUUGCCGUCGUCCUCCUGCGGCGGAGAGGACGCUUAUCCGGAGGAGCUCUACUCGUCUCCGGUGUCCGUGCGGAUCGCGUGGGUGAUUCUUCUCACGCUAUGCAAAAUCGACGGUAAAGCUCAGCCGUACAAAGACGUGGCUCUGUCUUACCUCUUCCUCGCUAAUAAUCUCCAAUACGUCGUCGUAAAGGUUCGAACAUCUAACGUGAAGCUCCUCCUCGGGGAGGAUUGGGUGGUGAGGCACGAGGGGAAGGUGAAGCAGUACGCGGAUAAGUUCGAGAAGCUCGCGUGGGGGAAAGUGCUGACGUCGUUACCGGAAUAUCCGGCUGAGGAGAUCACGCCGGAGGAGGCUAAGGAGUUCUUAGUCAGGUUCGACGACGAGUUCGAGGCGUCGUACCGGAAACAGAUAUCGUGGGUUAUACCCGACCCGAAACUUAGGGACUGGAUCAAAGUCUCGUUGAGUCAUAAACUGAUGCUGGUUUGUACCGAGUUAUACGAGAUAAACCGGUUAGGUUCGCGAGGAGAUGGGUUUAAUGUCAGAUAUACCUCUGAAGAUAUAGGAAAUUACUUGUCGGAUCUUUACUUUGGAAGCAGAGGGUCCGGGUCAGGGAGUGUCUCGACAAAAGGUUCCGGAACCGGAUCGUCGAGUACCGGUAAAUCUCGGGAAGGACGUAGCCAUUGAAUGAAUGAGAAUCAUGCAUGGUCGUAUCGUUUUCUUCUUCUUUUUUUCUCUUACGUGUACAUACAUGUUAAAUUAAUAUUUGAUUGAAUUCUCCAUUCUAUCAUUUAGUAAUCAUCUAAUUUUAUUUUUUGGGGAAUUUUGUGUUAAUAAACGACAAAAUAAAAUACGAUGAUUAUAUCCGA